Messenger RNA from Quercus robur (English oak), 2418 nucleotides. RefSeq names its product receptor-like protein EIX2. Gene Ontology annotation, molecular function: protein binding. The transcript has a single exon. NCBI's taxonomy places the organism in Eukaryota, Viridiplantae, Streptophyta, Magnoliopsida, Fagales, Fagaceae. Bases 1 to 2418 code for a protein of 805 amino acids. The record is from RefSeq and is a predicted model, not a curated record.
AUGGAGAAAAAUGCUCUUCUUAACUUCAAAGAAAGUCUCACAGAUCCAUCAAAUCGCCUCUCUUCAUGGGUUGGUGAAGAUUGCUGUAAAUGGAUAGGUGCUGGAUGUGACAACACUACAUCACAUGUUGUCAAGCUUGAUCUCUACAACCCACUUCCGAGAGAAACUUACAAUUGCAAGUCGUGCUUGGGGGGUAAGAUAAGUCCUUCUUUACUCAAUUUAACGCAUUUGAGUUACCUGGACCUAAGCCUGAACAAUUUUGAAGGUCAGUUACCAGCUAGUCUGGGACAUCUGACCAACUUGAGCACAUUGGUUUUAUCUGUAAACAAUAUUACUGGUGAAAUACCAAGCUCAUUUGCCAACCUUUGCAACUUGCAAACUUUUAUACUGAUGGCCAAUGGCAUAAGUGGGGAGAUAACUCAGUUUGUAGAUGGUUUAUCUCAAUGUUCCAACAACAGCCUUGAAUUGCUGGAUUUGAGUGGUAAUAAAUUGCUUGGGGGCAACUUGCCUUACUCACUGGGGGCACUCAAGAACUUGAAAAACUUAGAUCUUUCAAGUUGUUCCUUUUGGGGUUCAAUUCCAGAUUCUAUUGGGAACAUGUCUUCCUUACAAUUACUUGCCCUUACCGCAAAUAAAAUGAACGGAAGCAUUCCAAGCAGCAUGGGGAAACUAUCAACGCUGGAAAAGUUGGCUCUUGGUGGAGGGAAUUCUUGGGAAGGUGUCUUAACUGAAGCUCAUUUCCAAAAUCUUACGCGAUUAUCAUUUAUAGAGUUGGGUAUCUCCACUAGAUGGUCAUUGGUUUUAAAUGUCAAACAUGAAUGGGUUCCUCCUUUCAGCUUGAUAUACAUUGUAUUCAAUCGCAUGAAGAUUGGUCCCAAAUUUCCAGCAUGGCUUCAAACUCAAAAUGAGCUCAACUAUCUUAGCCUCGUUGAUGUUGGCAUUUCUGAUACCCUUCCGCAAGGAUUUUGGAAUUCCAGCUCAAGUCUUAGCUAUUUGAGCCUUUCCCAGAACCAAAUUCAAGGACAGGUACCAUACUAUCAAUCUUAUUCUAUUACAUAUUACUUGGAUUUGAGAUUCAACAAUUUCGUGGGGCAGGUCCCACUUUUUCAUAGUAAAUUUAUGAAAGUUUUAUACCUUGAAGAAAAUAUGUUUUCUGGAGUUGUCCCUGAAAACAUAGGUGAACUAUUGCCCAAUUUACUUCACUUGGUCCUCUCUUCAAAUUUCAUUACCGGUAGAAUUCCACCUUCUAUUGGAAUACUUAAGAGCUUGGAAAUUCUUGCUUUGAGAAAUAAUAGCUUGUCUGGGGAACUCCCUCCUCAUUGGGAUGAUAUGCAGUCAUUAUACUUUUUGGACAUAUCAGACAACAAUAUAUCCGGUAAACUUCCAAGUUCAAUGCGAUUUUUGAGUUCACUACAGUGGUUAUCAUUGGGACAAAAUCACCUUGAGGGGGAGCUCCCUUCUUUCUUGAGAGAAUGCACAAAAUUGGUAAGCCUUGAUCUUGGAGGGAACAAAUUCUUUGGAAACAUACCAGUAUGGAUAGGAGAAAGCUUAUCAAAUCUAUCAAGGUUAAGCCUAAGAUCCAACUUGUUUGAUGAAGUCAUACCUCAACAAUUAUGUCUUCUUUCAAGCCUUCACAUCCUUGAUCUUGCACAUAAUGAUUUGUCAGGAGGAAUCCCUCAAUGUUUAGGGAACUUGAGUAAAAAUGGUUCAAGUAAAUUUGUUAAUUUCUUGGAACAAAUUGCAAUAUUUUAUAAAGGAAGAGACUAUCUAUAUAGAAACACAAUUUAUCUUGUCCAUUCUUUAGACCUUUCAGGAAAUAAUCUAUCAGGGGAAAUACCUGAUAGUAUAACAGACCUUUUAAAACUCAAUAUCCUAAAUCUCUCAAUGAAUCACCUGACAGGAAAAAUUCCCAAAAACAUAGGGAACUUAAAAAGUUUGGAAUCAUUUGAUCUCUCUAAAAACCAACUUUUUGGUCCCAUUCCUGAAAGCCUGUCUUCUUUGACUUUCUUGAGUCACUUGAAUUUGUCAUUCAACAACUUGUCUGGGAAAAUUCCAUCUGGGAAUCAACUUCAAACCUUAACUGAUCCUUCCAUCUAUCAGGGCAACCCUUUGCUUUGUGGACUUCCGCUUUCCAACAAGUGUCUAGGGGAUGAAACUGAUCCUAGAAAAACUCCAAAUGGCAGCGGCAAUGGAGAAGAUAACAAUGAUGGAAUGGAAUUUGGGUCGCUAUCAUUCUACAUUAGCAUGGUAGCUGGCUAUAUUGUUGGAUUUUGGGGAGUUUGUGGCACACUAAUUGUCAAAACAUCAUGGAGACAAGCUUACUUUCGAGGCUUUGAUAAUUUGAAAGAUAGGAUUGUUCUUUUCAUUAUGGUUAAAGUUGCUCCUUUGAUAAGGAAGAUUAAGUUCGAGAGAAAUUAA